This is a messenger RNA of Candoia aspera, 3540 nucleotides long. RefSeq names its product heat shock protein family A (Hsp70) member 12A (gene HSPA12A). The transcript has 12 exons. The coding region runs from base 293 to 2305 and encodes 670 amino acids. The record is from RefSeq and is a predicted model, not a curated record. NCBI's taxonomy places the organism in Eukaryota, Metazoa, Chordata, Lepidosauria, Squamata, Candoiidae.
GCAGGGGAGAGAGGCUUGCAAAGCGCAGGGGUCAAACGCUAACCUUUCCCUUUGGCUGCCUUGCACGGCCAGGCGUGGGUGGAGAAGAGACGGAAAGGGGGGGGGGCGCUUGUCUGCGCUACUCAUCCGCAGAUCUGGGAAGGAAGCGAUUGCAGCAGAGCCGCCUCCUGCCAAAUGGCUCAGGCUGCUGAGUGAGCAGAGCGCUCGUGAGUUUAACCGCUCCCCCCCCCCGGCUGAUCUCGCCUCGCGUAAUUGAAGUAGAGAGCGGAGGGCGCAGCAGACGCCUUCAGACAUGGCGGGGACCGAAGGCAUCACAGCAGAUGCAGUUUCAACAUCUGCUUAUGCAUCUCCAGCAAGAAGCUUAGGAGAUCCAGGAAUAACUCCAUUGUCUCCCUCCCACAUUGCGAAGGACUCAGAUGCAAACGAUGCCGAGGAGCAGACAUUUCUUGUUGUGGUGGCUAUUGACUUUGGCACAACUUCCAGUGGUUACGCUUACAGCUUCACCAAGGAACCUGAAUGUAUUCAUAUAAUGAGGCGAUGGGAAGGAGGAGAUCCUGGUGUGUCCAACCAGAAAACACCAACAACUAUUCUCUUGACCCCAGAACGAAAAUUCCACAGUUUUGGUUAUGCAGCUAGAGAUUUCUAUCAUGACCUAGAUCCUAAUGAAUCAAAACACUGGCUGUAUUUUGAAAAAUUUAAGAUGAAGCUUCACACAACUGGGAACCUCACUCUGGAAACCGACUUGUCAGCAGCAAAUGGCAAGAAAGUCAAGGCCCUUGAAAUAUUUGCGUAUGCUCUGCAGUACUUUAAGGAACAAGCAUUAAAGGAACUGAGUGAUCAAGCUGGGUCAGAAUUUGAAAAUUCUGAUGUACGAUGGGUCAUCACAGUGCCAGCUAUCUGGAAGCAGCCUGCAAAGCAGUUUAUGAGGCAAGCUGCCUACAAGGCAGGCAUGGCAUCCCCAGAGAUUCCUGAACAACUGAUAAUUGCCUUGGAACCAGAAGCUGCAUCCAUUUAUUGCAGGAAACUCCGCCUUCAUCAGAUGAUAGACCUCAGUAGCAGAGGGCCUGUCAAUGGCUACAACCCAAGUGAAACCAUUGGCUCAGGUUUCACACCAGCAAAAGAACACAUUCGGCGAAAUCGACAGAGCCGCACCUUUUUGGUUGAAAAUGUCAUAGGAGAAAUCUGGUCCGAGUUGGAGGAAGGUGACCGUUACAUAGUAGUUGAUGGAGGAGGAGGAACAGUUGAUGUGACUGUGCACCAGAUCAGGUUACCUGAAGGACACCUGAAGGAAUUAUACAAGGCAACAGGUGGGCCAUAUGGCUCUUUAGGUGUAGACUAUGAAUUUGAAAAACUCCUGUGUAAAAUAUUUGGAGAAGAUUUCAUUGAACAAUUUAAAAUCAAGCGACCCGCUGCCUGGGUUGAUCUGAUGAUAGCAUUUGAAUCUCGCAAGAGAGCAGCAGCUCCUGAUCGGACAAAUCCACUGAAUAUCACCCUGCCUUUUUCUUUCAUUGACUACUACAAGAAGUUUCGAGGUCACAGUGUAGAACAUGCGUUAAGGAAAAGCAAUGUGGAUUUUGUGAAGUGGUCCUCCCAAGGAAUGCUGAGAAUGAGUCCUGAUGCAAUGAAUGCCCUCUUCAAACCUACGAUUGACCGAAUUAUAGACCAUCUCAGUGAUUUGUUUGAAAAGCCUGAACUGACAAAUGUAAAGUUCCUGUUCCUGGUGGGUGGAUUUGCAGAAGCCCCACUACUACAACAAGCUGUCCAGAAUGCUUUUGGUUCAAAAUGCCGAAUCAUCAUUCCUCAAGAUGUGGGGCUCACUAUCCUCAAAGGAGCAGUCCUGUUUGGUCUGGAUCCUGCUGUCAUUAAAGUGCGUCGUUCCCCCUUGACCUAUGGGGUGGGGGUCCUGAAUCGCUAUGUGGAAGGGAAGCACCCCACUGAGAAGCUGCUAGUUAAGGAUGGCACCCGUUGGUGCACUGAUGUCUUUGACAAAUUUAUCUCUGCUGACCAGUCAGUGGCACUUGGUGAGACUGUGUCCCGCAGUUACACUCCUGCCAAGCCUUCUCAGCUGGUCAUUGUGAUCAACAUCUACAGCUCGGAACAUGAUAACGUCAAUUUCAUCACUGAGUCUGGAGUGAAAAAGUGUGGCACACUCCGCUUGGAUCUCACAGGAACUGACAAAUCUGUGCCAGGCCGGAGGGAAAUUAAAACGCUAAUGCAGUUUGGAGACACUGAGAUUAAAGCCAUGGCAAUUGACGUUGCCACUUCUAAAAGUGUAAAAGCUGGUAUUGAUUUCCUAAACUACUGAUUUUUUUUUCAUCCCCACCACCACUCAUUGUUCCAAUGCUCUGUUCACUAGCUGCCAAAAACAACCUGAAUUUUGGCUAAUAGAUAAAGCAUAGCCAUCAGAAGAAAAUGUCAGGCUUUAUUAUUAUUUUUUGCUUUUGAAACUACCAGUUCAGAAUCUGAACACAGAAUUAUCAGGUGCUACACAGUAAAGGGAGUAGCUCAAAUAAGGAAUGAAAAUUAAGCACUGAAAUAUUACUGCUGUCUUUAUUCAGGAGGCACAUAGCUUUACUUGAAGUCUUUCAUACAUUCUGAAUUUUAGGCCCUAAUAGUCAAUUUUAGGCCCUGAUAUUCUUACAUUUAGGACACCAACUAACAUACAUUAUUUUUUUGUAGCACCAAAAGUAAAAUUUAUAAUGUGAUUUGUGACUAUCAGUUUCACAAUAGAAAUAGGUAAGUCUUCAGCAAUUUUAAAAGCCAGCUUCUCUUAUUUACAUGAUUGAAUAGGAAUACUGGAAUUUAAGCAUGUUAAAAUACAAACAGCUGCUGCAAACCAGGUUUAGAAAUUGGGUCUUUGUAGCAAGAAACUAUUUCUUUAUAGGAUCAUAUGAUACGGUGAUUUGGUGGGGUUUUGCUUCUGUUCAGGGAAGUUUUAAGACAGUAAACUUAAUAGAGUUGCAACCUUAUUAAAGGAAUUAAUCCAGUGGUUACAUUUGCAGAAAAUACUGAAGCAAGAAGUAGACUUUAUUUAAUUUCUAGAUAAUGCCAACAAACAUUAGAGUUCUCUUAGGAAAGGAAUUCCUACCCCCUGUGGAGAGAAGAGGAAUUGCUUCUGAAUUGUUUGCCAUUUAUGGUUUUAUAAGCACUUGAUUAUAAAAAUAACAUUCUGCCCAAUUAAUUAAACACCAAUUUUAAUCUUGCAGCGCUAAUGUUUCCAUUUCCCCCCUUUUUCAAAACUGAAUAGAAAAGCUUUGCAAAAGUUUAAACCUGUAAGAGAGAGAGGGUCUCCAUUUCCCAUUUCACUUGGCCAACCUCUGGCUUUAUUGUCUAUACCUCUUGCUAGCCAAUCCUUGUACAAACAAGCCAGUGCAGUAGCAAUAGUUAACCAGAGAUCAUCUCUAUCCUCAGGUUGUAGAAUGAAAGGAUCCAUUUUCAUUGCCUCUCAGCCAUGCCAAAUAAAUGAAAGACUUCCUGUGUUGAUCCUAGAGCAGUGUUUCUCAACCUUGGCAAUUUUAAGAUGUGUGGACUUCAACUCCC